Molecule: messenger RNA, 478 nt
Organism: Odontomachus brunneus
Lineage: Eukaryota; Metazoa; Arthropoda; Insecta; Hymenoptera; Formicidae
Exons: 3
Coding region: 42-272 (76 amino acids)
Source: RefSeq, a predicted model, not a curated record
CGAUCGCAGGUUGGAAACAAUCGGACGCACAUUUCGCGCGCAUGCACAGCGCUAUCAUGGUCAAGUCCGGAACGCACCUUCUGCUGUUUCUGAUCGUUACAGUGACAUUAAUAUCAGCGAUGCCGCAUCCCGGCGGUCACCACGAACAUACGCACUUCAUCAUUCACGUUCCACAUCACAUUCACAAGCAUCAUCACACACAUGUAAAGAAGAUUUACAUACCAGUCAAGUCGGACGAUCAUCACGAGCACCACGAACACGACAGUUGGUAAAUUAUGUCGUUUCGCUAGUUAAUGACGUUACUUUUUCGUAGUUAAUGACGAAGUAGAGGUUUCUGAUUAUGUCAGUUAACAAUGUCCUGACGGCAACAUGUUAUUGUUUCUCACUGUUAAACGUAUAAAAUAUAAAGCGUAUUUAUAGACUAAAUAACUGUAUAUAUCUAUUUAUACCUAUUUAUAACUAUUUAUAACUAUUUAUA